CACAGCUGGAAGGAUAAUAAGAUGCGCAUGAAUUUACUAUCUAAAAUUUCAGAUUCGAGAAACUAAACUGGCUUUCUCUCCGACAAACGCGUUUGAAAUGUUGUAGUUGUAGUCAAGGAAACCAAACUUCGGCUCGUUCAAGUUCGACAUCGCCUGCUUCUGAGUUGAUGAAAGUUUCUUCGGUCCAGUUACGAUGGAAAGAAAUGUGCCGUCCGCCGACUGGGAAGUGACCGGGAACCUUUGGUCUGCAGGGAUUACGGACUUGGGUAGAGGCAAUGAGCACCUGGUAAAGCUAUGAAGUUCCUCUUUGUGACUUUACUGCGACUUUCUGAGAGACUCUUCCCCAUCACCUGUCUGGACAGUAAAAGGAUAUUCCAUCUUCACUCUGGUGACUCACUCUCUAAUGAGGACCGAAGAUUCAUCGUACAAAGGAUCUACCUACAAACAUCAUCAAAGCUCUUUUAAUUUAGUUUUUUAAAGUCGCCGUCAGAAGGUCCCCUCAUGUCUGCCUCUUCUCCAACGUCCUUACCUCGAGCCUUCCCCCAUGCUCUCCACUCCCUCCACACGGCUUUGCUCCCGUCCCCGUCCCCAUCGCCGAGCCCACCUGGGGUGCUCUACACGCGGCUGUCGAACGGCAGCCACAGCGCCCCCAGUCCCACCAACUCCAGGGGCUCUUUCCAUGGAGUGUCCUUUCUGCUGCAGAUUGGACUGACACGAGAGACAGUCAACCUGGAGGCUAGUGACCUGUCUCUGUCUGCUGUCAAAGACUUGGUGUGCUCCAUAGUGGAUCAGAAGUUCCCGGAGUGUGGCUUCUUUGGCAUGUACGACAAGAUCCUGCUGUUCCGCCAUGACUUGAGUGACGAGAACAUUCUGCAGAGGCUGACCUCGGCUGAAGACAUCCAUGAAGGAGACCUCAUAGAGGUGGUGCUCUCAGCUCAAGCCACAGUUGAAGACUUCCAGAUUCGACCCCAUGCCCUCUACGUCCACUCCUACAAAGCCCCCACCUUCUGUGACUACUGUGGCGAGAUGCUGUGGGGUCUCGUUCGACAGGGGCUCAAAUGUGAAGGAUGUGGGCUCAACUACCACAAGCGCUGCGCCUUUAAGAUACCCAACAACUGUACCGGUGUCAAGAAGAGGCGAUUGUCUAACGUCUCUCUGCCAGGACCGUCUCUCUCCAUCCCCAGACCGGUACCUGUAGAGAAUUCGGUGGAGGUCGUGGAUGAGCAGAGGUCCCACCAGGAGGCAGGGAAGCGGAUUCUGUCCUGGAGUGGUCGGCCCAUCUGGAUGGAGAAGAUGGUGCUCGGGCGAGUCAAGGUUCCGCACACUUUUGCCAUUCACACCUAUAGGCGUCCCACCAUCUGCCAAUACUGCAAGCGGCUGCUGAAAGGCCUCUUUCGACAAGGCAUGCAGUGCAAAGACUGCAGGUUCAACUGCCACAAGCGAUGUGCUUCAAAGGUACCAAGAGACUGUUUAGGAGAGGUGGACUUCAAUGGAGAGCCGGCCAGUCCAGGCCCAGACUCAGACACCACCAUGGACACCAUGGAGGUGGACAGCAGUGACAUGGACAGUGGCAGAGGACUGGACGAUCCAGAGGAGCCUUCUACACCAGAUGAGAGGAUGUUUGACCUGGACUCACCUUUCUUGGACAGGGAGAAAGAUGAGGAGCCCAUAAAAGCUAUCAGCCCUUCAACCAGCAGCAACAUCCCCUUGAUGCGGGUGGUCCAGUCCAUCAAACAUACCAAGAGGCGGAGCUCCACUGUGGUGAAGGAGGGAUGGAUGGUCCACUACACAAGCCGUGACAACCUGAGGAAGAGACACUACUGGAGGCUGGACAGCAAGAGUCUGAGUCUCUUUCAGAACGACACAGGAGCCAAGUUCUAUAAAGAGAUCCCACUGUCGGAGAUCCUUCAGGUGGAGCAGUGCCGGGACUUCAACAACCUGGCCCAGGGCAGCAACCCGCACUGCUUUGAGAUCAUCACAGCCACCAUGGUCUAUUACGUCGGAGAGAAUAACGCCGGCCACUACCACAACCCUGCUCUCGCAGCCUCGGGGGUUGGCAUGGACGUGGCACAAGGGUGGGAGAAGGCCAUCAGGCAAGCGCUGAUGCCAGUCACCCCUCAGCCCAGCGUGGCAAGUACUGCUGGCAAAGAUCACAAAGAGCUGUCCAUCAGUAUAUCGGUGUCCAACUGCCAGAUCCAGGAGAAUGUGGAUAUUGCUUCUGUUUACCAAAUAUUCUCCGAUGAAGUGCUGGGGUCGGGUCAGUUUGGUAUCGUCUACGGAGGCAAACACAGGAAGAGUGGGAGGGAUGUGGCCAUCAAGGUCAUCGAUAAGAUGCGAUUUCCCACCAAGCAGGAGAGCCAGCUGAGGAACGAGGUGGCCAUAUUGCAGAACCUGCAUCACCCGGGGAUCGUCAACCUGGAGUGCAUGUUCGAGACCCCGGAGCGGGUGUUCGUUGUCAUGGAGAAGCUUCAUGGCGACAUGUUGGAAAUGAUCCUGUCCAGCGAGAAAAGCAAGCUGCCCGAAAGAAUCACCAAGUUCCUGGUGACGCAGAUCCUGGUGGCCCUCAGACAUCUGCACUUCAAAAAUAUCGUCCAUUGUGACCUGAAGCCUGAGAACGUCCUGCUGGCCUCGGCAGAGCCGUUUCCUCAGGUGAAACUGUGCGACUUUGGCUUCGCCCGCAUCAUCGGCGAGAAGUCGUUCCGGCGGUCGGUGGUGGGCACCCCAGCGUACCUGGCCCCGGAGGUGCUCCGCAGUAAAGGCUACAACCGGUCUUUGGACAUGUGGUCGGUGGGCGUCAUCGUGUACGUGAGCUUGAGUGGGACAUUCCCCUUCAAUGAGGACGAGGAGAUCAACGAACAGAUCCAGAACGCUGACUUCAUGUACCCGCCCACUCCCUGGAGAGACAUCUCCACAGAGGCCACAGAUCUGAUCAACAAUCUCCUCCAAGUGAAGAUGAGGAAGAGGUACAGCGUGGACAAGUGUCUCAGCCAUCCCUGGUUACAGGACUACCAGACCUGGCUGGACCUCCGGGAGUUCGAGACGCGGCGAGGGGAACGCUACAUCACCCAUGAGAGUGACGACGCUCGCUGGGAGGAGUUUGCUGAUGAGCACAGCCUCGUGUACCCCAAACACUUCAUCAUGGCCCCCAACCUGGAUGACAUGGAGGAGGACCCCUAGUGGCACAAAUUAGUUCAUACACCACAUGUAUCAAAGACAAGAAAGAGGGUGCCGCAGUGUCACACCAGAACUGGAAAGUGAAAGUGGCCGAUCCGACGGAGUUCUCUCCCAGGCAGGCUCCUUUUGUUUAAGUGUGUAGCACGACGUGCCGCAUCAAGCUGGACUUUUGCCAAAGUCAAUUUUGGAAAAUAAUAUUUUGAGGAGCGUACUGAAGGAACAAAGGGCACUUCUACAAGGGAUCGAGUGUCUGGGAGCCACGCGUGCUCUGCCAUCCGCUAAUGUGAGACUGUCCUGUAACAUGAAACUGGAACUCUCUGAACUGUCCUUAAGUGUAUCGCUAGAUUUUUACAUCAUGUUACCAUCCAAAAGAACAUUUGGUGCUUCAGAGCAUUUUCACUCUCGGAGCACGACCACCUCUCGUCUGUGUUGUGUGUGUUGUCUGUGUUGGUCGGCGAGAAACCCUGCAGAACACUUCCAGCUUUGAAAAAUUGUUUUUAAAUGUCAGUAAAAGCAUUUCUCUGUAUUUUUUAUAUCAUCUGAAAAUGAAUGGAACAUAAGAACAAUAAACUGAA
Messenger RNA from Synchiropus splendidus (mandarinfish), 3749 nucleotides. It is a transcript of the gene prkd3, whose product is annotated as protein kinase D3. The coding region runs from base 502 to 3177 and encodes 891 amino acids. Gene Ontology annotation, biological process: protein phosphorylation. The record is from RefSeq and is a predicted model, not a curated record. Gene Ontology annotation, molecular function: ATP binding; protein serine/threonine kinase activity. NCBI's taxonomy places the organism in Eukaryota, Metazoa, Chordata, Actinopteri, Syngnathiformes, Callionymidae. The transcript has 19 exons.